Amphimedon queenslandica is the source of this 1234-nucleotide messenger RNA. RefSeq lists its product as uncharacterized. The coding region runs from base 93 to 1148 and encodes 351 amino acids. Gene Ontology annotation, biological process: signal transduction. Gene Ontology annotation, molecular function: protein binding. Lineage: Eukaryota; Metazoa; Porifera; Demospongiae; Haplosclerida; Niphatidae. The record is from RefSeq and is a predicted model, not a curated record. The transcript has 5 exons.
ACAGUAUAUCUUGUAAUGAUCAGUUGAACUUUACUGAGUGUAUUACUAACAUACCAGCUGGUAAUAACUUAACACUGUAUGCAUGUGAAUCAAUGGAGGACUGUACUACUAAUCCUGCUGCUGUAUUAACUGGUAUUGAUAUUGAUGACUUGACGUCUUCAGUUUUAAUGUCAUCGGUUCAUUCAUCAUCUGUAAUGCCUUUUCCACAUAUAACAAAUAGUUUAGUUACAUCAUCGAUUUCAUAUUCAAGCUCUAAAUUAGAUAUAUUAACUGAAACAAUUUUGCCUACUAUACAUGUAAAUUCAACAAUGUCAUCAAAUUCCUCAAACAGUGGAGUAAUUGCUUUAAUUUGUGGUAUUUUUGCAGCAGUAGUAUUUUUAAUUAUUGUUGUGGCAGUAAGUAUUAGCCUCACAGUUCGAUAUUAUAGUAAAAAGAAAAAAGGAAAGAAACCAAUCAGUACCAGCAGCACUUAUGUUUCAGCUCCACCAAAUAACCCAAUUCAAUUGAAUUACAUUGACAUUGAACCUGAUCCUAAUGCUCCUCCAGUGCCGCCAGCAUAUGACCCUAACCCAUCUGCUUACUCUGAUAUCAAACCUGAGAUCACAGAAACUUAUGACAUACUAGGACACAAUCAUGAACAUGUUCAUCCUUCGCUUCCUAAUGAUGGAACAUAUUCCAGACUUAACAUUGAAGGAAUUCCUGUCUAUGAUGAAUGUCAACAUAAUGGUGAUGCAACAAUGAAGCCACAGCCAUUACAAUCACAUCAUGGUGAAUAUUCUCAGUUGAAUGUGGGGCAACAAAUGUCAUUUCUUGGAAGUUCUUUAGUGACUGAUCAAUAUUCUAGUGUUCUAGACAGGACACCUAUUGCCAAUGGCAUUCCUCUUGUUCAAAAAAAUUUAACACACAAAGACCUAUCUCUUUAUGUCAUUCCUCAUUUAACAAGUAAAUGGUGUGAAGUGGGACUGGCGUUAGCACUGACUCCUCCCCAGCUUGAUGAUAUAGAGGAGAAUAACCAAGGAAUAAGCGACGUGUUUCAAUUGUGGGAGGAUCUUGCUACACGUCCAUUUACAUGGGAGACUUUACUAAACGCACUCAGAUCUUCAACUGUCAAUGAGUCUCAGUUUGCAAAUAAGCUGCUAGAAUUAUAAUUACCAGUAUGCAUGUUUGACUUUUAAAAAUAAUUAUAGUAAUUUUAUUGUGUUCAUUUUAAAUUGAUGAUGUUUUUGAGCUACUU